Talpa occidentalis (Iberian mole) is the source of this 6150-nucleotide messenger RNA. It is a transcript of the gene XRCC2, whose product is annotated as X-ray repair cross complementing 2. Gene Ontology annotation, molecular function: four-way junction DNA binding; ATP binding; ATP-dependent DNA damage sensor activity. Gene Ontology annotation, biological process: DNA strand invasion; double-strand break repair via homologous recombination. The transcript has 3 exons. The record is from RefSeq and is a predicted model, not a curated record. Gene Ontology annotation, cellular component: centrosome; Rad51B-Rad51C-Rad51D-XRCC2 complex; replication fork. NCBI's taxonomy places the organism in Eukaryota, Metazoa, Chordata, Mammalia, Eulipotyphla, Talpidae. Bases 48 to 890 code for a protein of 280 amino acids.
GGCGCCGGUGGCGGGAAAGUCGAGGCGCGCGGCGGCGCGGGAGCGCGAUGUGCAGUGACUCGCACCGCGCGGAGUCCGGCACGGAGCUCCUUGCCCGACUUGGAGGAAGAAGGUCCUUGAAAGAAAUAGAACCGUAUCUGUUUGCUGAUGAAGAUUCACCUAUGCAUGGUGAUAUUCUUGAAUUUCAUGGUCCAGAAGGAACAGGCAAGACAGAAAUGCUCUAUCAUUUAACAGCGCGGUGUAUACUUCCAAAGUCGGAGGGCGGCCUGGAAGCAGAGGUCCUCUUUAUUGAUACCGACUGCCACUUCGACAUGCUCCGCCUGGUCACCAUCCUGGAGCACCGGCUUUCCCAGGGCUCCGAGGAGAUCGUGAAGUGCUGCCUGGCCAGACUGUUCGUGGCGCACUGCAACAGCAGCACGCAGGUCCUCCUCACGCUCCACUCGCUGGAGGCCGUGUUCUGCAGCCACCCAGCCCUCUGCCUGCUGAUGGUGGACAGCCUGUCCGCCUUCUACUGGGUGGACCGCGUUAACGGGGGAGAAAGCCUGCGCGCGCAGGAGUCCGCUCUCACCCAGUGUUCCCAGUUCUUACAGAAGCUCGUGAAGGAGUAUCGCCUGCUUCUGCUCGCGACCACACAGAGCAUCAUGCAGAAAGCCCCAGCCUCCGCAGAAGGGCCUUCCUCGGCCUGCAUGCACCCCGGGGACAGGCCCUCGGGCUACAGACCCUAUCUCUGUAGGGCGUGGCAAGACUCCGUGAAGCAGAGAAUAUUUUUCUCCAAACAAGAGGACUCCAAAAGCAGCACACAGUUUUCUUUGGUUUCACAUCACUUAAGAAGUAACACAUUUAAAAAGCAUUUUUUUAUUAUUGGAGAAAGUGGGGUUGAGUUUCAUUGAUAUGUAUCAUAGAGUAGUCUUUUUGCAGGAUAUUAUGAAGGUUAAUAAAGUCUUUAAUAGGCUAAGGUGACUCAGUCCUAAGGUUUUAAACUCAAGGGAAUUUAACAAAAUGAUGUUUCCACAUAGAAUGGAUUUCUUAAACUAGUGCAAUAAACCUCAGACUGUUCUAUUCCUUGGGCAUUGAAGAUUAAUCACAAUGAUACAAUUAAACUGUAUUAAGCUUGCUUGAAAACUAAAUAAAUAGGGCCUCCUUGGUGGUGCAGGGGUUAAAAACAGUGCUAUCAAGCUGUUGCCAGCCACUGAAGCACAAGUUCAAUCCCCGGCAGCUGACCCACAUGGCGCAGCAGACCUCUCCUGCUCACCCACUGCUCCCUCAGCAGUGGAUUUCAGUGGAUCUGCCUGUUCUGCUCCCCACUCUCUCUGGUGAAUCCUCUUACGUCCUGUACCUCUGGCUUACACCCCAGUUCUUGUAUGCAUAAGUAAAUAAAUCUUUUUAAAAAACCCACUAAACUUAGCGCCUCCCCGGUGGCGCCACUGGGCUGCGGGGCUGCCCGCAGCCUCUGCAGUGCCGGUUUGAUUCCCGGCCGCCGGCAGGGGUCCCACAUGGCACACAGACCUCUCCCGCCACGCCUGCUGCUCUCCUCAGUGGUGUAUUUUGUUGGUCUGCCUGUUCUGUUCCCUGCUCUGGCUCUGGUGAAUUCUCUCACCCUCCCGCGCUUCUGACUGUACCCAGUGCUUGUAUAAAAUAAAUAAAUCAAUCUUAAAAAAAAAAAAAACCCACUAAACUAAAUAAAUGUAUAUACAUUUCAGCCUAAAAAAAAGGACUUCUAUAACUUUGUCACAUUUCUGGACUUCAGUUGAAGUAUAGCGCUUCAAACCUCUCACAUGUAACUUCUUUAGGAAGCUGUGCCUGGAAAAUGUUUCCAACUCGAGAUUCUGCAAACAGGCCGAAAGCACAGGCCUGCCACCAUCUGCCUUUCACCCCACCACUGGAGAAUCAGAACACUGCAGCUUGAGUUACAUUGAUUGCCAAGAUGGCGUUCCAUUGUGGCUGGGUUUCUGUGUGACUUAAAAAUAGGGAAAUAAGAUACCCAUUCAAGGAGUUCUAUGAAGAGUGAAAUCUUCAUCUCAUUUAGUCGUAGGCAAAGGCUAAAAUUAUUAGAACUGCACAAUGCUGGUAUUUUCUUACUAUUAGGUAUAGUCCAACUAGAUCCUGAAAUAAGCUGCUCCCACUGAGAGUGGAGCGCGUGCUCUGCUCCGGUCCAGGGUGGCCAGGGCGGGAACAGGCUCCUCCCGGCCCACAAGGUAACUAAUGUGGAGGAGGAAUAACAUUUUAGGAACUUCCAUGUAUACAUUUACUCUAAAAGGAAAUAUAUGAAUGUUUGAUGUUCAGAUUGACCCUGGUGCACUCCCUCAGCCUGUUGUGUGUCACAGACAUAUUCGAGGUGUCCUGUGGGAAACUUUGACAGGCGUGGGCAGUGCUUUUCUCGUGUUUAGUUAUGACCAAAUCCAUUUACUUGACAAAGGUUCUUUUUAAGGGCUUAAAACGAAUCCUGCAAGACCAAGAUGGACGUAAUAUAGCAGGCAAAGAACGGCUGUCUGCCCCGCCCAACUACCCUGGACCUAGUUUAGCUCCCCGGCAGUUUACGAAACUCGGACUUCUGGAGAUGCAUCUGGAGGCCAUUCCUUGCAGGGCUGCGGUGGCCAGGCUGGGCCAUCCUUGACCCUCGAGGGUCACCCCUGUUGAGAGCACAUUCUCAGAGUGGCCCCUAUAGAAUUGACUCUCAGUUGCUCACAGAAGCCGUCUACUGACAGGCUCCUGUGCCUCCAUCCUUCCCUCUCAGGAGACCACCUGGAAUCGUCUCCCUAGCAAGUGAGAAAUCCUUGUCCAGGAAUUACUUUUGUUGCAGGAUGAGGGGGAGCCCGGAUGUGAAUAGACAAAAGUCCUCAGAUUGACAGCCUCUUGUGACAUGAAAAAUGGUCGCAGUCCAAUGGGCAACCAGGAGAAGUCAAGCCAGACACAUCACCAUCAUGCCCAUCACAUCUGCCCUCAAUGAAGGUUGUUUUGCUGUUAAUAUGCUGGAAACGUUCUUAAGAAUACAUGUAUUACCAAUGCUUCAUCCUUUCGCAAUUCAUAUUUUUGCGUGUCUUGUUACAUACGUUAUACAUAGGUAUUAUGAAUCAUGUUGGGGGUUGGGAAUAUGCUCUUCACCCCAAUACUGUGUGAACAAUGUUGUUGAGAAUCUCUUGCUCCAAUCUUGAUCACUUUCUCCUUUCAGCUGUUAAGACCUAACGGUUUAGUUGCCUUUCCUAUCAAACUGUAGUCUUGCUGUGUAUGUGUGUAUGUAUGUGUGUGUGUUACAUGUAUAUUAUGAAAAACCCAGCAACACCUAGCAGAAUUCUAGCCUUCAAUGUGAUGGAAUUUUUCCCUUUCUCUUUUAUAUAAAUGAAAUGUUAAUUUAAUGGACUGUUACUCACAGAUUUAUAACUUAUUCUUCAGGAACAUGAUUAAAAAAUAAUGAACUUUUAUAUUAACUUAAAUUAUCAAUUAUAUAUUAAUGUGUCAGACCAAAGACUUAGUUAUCUUAAAAAGAUUUGUUAUCUGACAUGUUGGAAGGAAUUAAGAAUUCUGGUUAAUAAAAAAUUCUUUCAAACUAAAAGUUACACCAGUGGGACUUCUUGAACACUAGAGAAAUCCUAAUACUUGUAAAAAGAAACUGCCAUCCAGGGGGAGGCGUUCUAAGUCACACGAACGGCAGCUCCUAGGGGUGCUGUGUAGAACUAAAAGAAUAAUGGGAGUGAGCAGCUGUAAAUCUCAGCAUAUUCCAUUUUCCUGUAAAAUAAAAUGGGGGAUUUUAAAAAUACUUUUUAAGAUUUUAUUUUUGCAUAGAAGAAUUGGGGUGUAGACCAGAGGCGCAGGGGUGAGAGGAGUCACCAGAGACAGUGGGGAACAGAACAGGCAGACUGACUGAAACACACUGCUGAGGGGAGCAGCAGGGAGACAGGAGAGGUCUGCCUUGCCGUGUGGGUAGCUCCCUGGCCCGGGAUCCUCAGGCUGCAGUGGCUGGCAAUAGCUCGGUAGCAGUGCGACUUUAACCCCCGCACCAUCCGGGAGGCCCAGCAUUUCCGUUUCCGUGAAGAGCACACAGUAAUAGAAGGCUUCAUUAAUUACUUCUGUUUCUCCAGUAAGAUCAGAAACACAAAGCAGAAUCUUAGAGAGCUACACCGAGAACUUGACAAGGUCACCAUCAUGGGGCCUUCAUUUAUCUGAGCUGUCAAGCAGUUUCAGUUGACAGAAUCUGAAUACAAAAUUAAGCUUGAUCUGAUUAACAUAGGUAACCCCAAAAGGAAAGUUUACGACAGGUGAUCGUCCACCGUGGGCAAGCAUCAGACUGCAAAGAGUCAGCGUUUGGCCAUUUUUCCCGAUCGUCAUGUAAUCGCCACAAGUCAGUGGCAGAGGAGAACUAGAAAGGCUCCACAUUUGGGAAAAAAAUUAAGUUUCUGAAUAACAAGUCAAAUAUUUAAAUUUUAGAAAACAGUAACACAGAAUUUGAAUUAGAAAAAUAGAAUAAACUCAGGACAGAGCAAGACGGCUCAUAGCAGGUGGUCUGUUAUCAGAGCGUGUUCACAGCAGUUCCUACUCCGUGGCUACAUGGUAUCUCUUAUGAACUUUUACUUAUUUAGCAAAUCCUUGAAUAUGUACUUGGUUGCCAUUUUCCAUGAUUCUUUAAAAAGAAUUACAGAGGUAGCUUUGCUGCAACUUUUUCAUGUUACCAAAAGAAACUUUGUACCAACUUCACUCCUGUUCUCAGUGAAGCAGAAUAGCCAUCCUCACACCCCUAACAGGUAGUGCUUGCUUUAUUUACAGCUUAUAUUUUACUUUCUAAUUCUGUGUCUUAAUAUAUUCAUUUGAAAAAACCUCAGAAAGGUGAAAUACAGAGUUAGCCAUAAUUCCAUCAUGCAGAGAUCUACCAUUAGCACAUGGAGGCAUCUGUCUCAGCUGUUUCCCAUACAUACACGGUCCAUGGUUUCUGACAUGGCGUUGGGUUUUUCACUUGCUGCACACACUUCUAUACCACCUUCGCUUACCUUGUGGUGUGCUCUGGACACGUUUCCACACCGUGUCCCAACCCAGCCAUCUCCAAGGGUCUGGACACCCUAUUUUGCUUGAACCACCCCUUACACAUGUAGUUUUAUAGUAGUCCAUUUGGUCCCUUGGGAUAAAUGGGGAGAGGUUGCUGGUAGGUGUUUGCCUCCUGAGUUUGCGAGCGUCAGAGCUGCUGCAGGCCGCAGGAAAGGCAGAGCCAGGGGUGACGUGGGCACUGUUUCAUCGCCGUAACACAGCUCCUGGACUUUCCACUUGUGUGGACUAGUGAAUUUACACGUGGCAAAAUUUGUAAUCUGUAAUUUCAAACUCUUGCUAAACUGUAGAGAGAGGCGUUUGUUCAUACCGACGUUAGCAACCAGCGACGUGAGGUUCAGGUCCAGCCGUGACAGGGGACGCAGUAGGACAAUCUGCAAGCAGGACGGGUCCUUCAGGACCUGGGAGUUUGCGUCGCCUUUUGUGGGCCAGACUGAUGGGAGACAAUUGAGGAUAUUGUUAGUCUGAGCUAUGGCGUUGCAUCCAAGGAUUGAAUUGACAUGAAUUAGCCUGCACAUCUUUAAAUAUCUGCAACAUUCUGUCUUAUAUGAGCCUGUAAUAAAUGACCAUAUUACAAUUCAGAAGUGGGAAAGUGUAAUGAGAGUUGCCAUGGGAACCUUAAUGUGCUGGUCCCUUGCUUUCAUUUAGAUUUCAUUUUUAAUAUUGCAUUAACAUUUUUGCAUUUAAUGGAUAGAUAUUUGAAUUAAUAUUGAAGUGUUCUCACUAAUAUAAAUAAAAUAUAAGAAAUGAAAAUGUGAUUUUUCUUCCAGCGAACAAAUGAACAUAUAAUCCAAGACGUAGAAAUAACAGCACUUGAGUUUUAAAUUAUUGGAUUCCAUUCAUUUAUUUUGAAGUUUCUUAAAAGUUCCCUUUUUAAAAGAUUAAGAAAUAUUUAUGGGUUGUCACAUAAUUCAUGUCUGUAACAUUUCAAAUAUGGUUCAGAAUUUCCUGAAGGCCAUUUGGGGACAAUUUACUUCACUCUGCCUUAAUUUAUUCUGUCAUAUUUUUCUAAUUAAAUGACUUCUGCAUUCUCUUCUAUCACUGUACGGUCACGUUACUGCACCAUUUAUUUGUAGUGCAAUACAAUUAAUCAUAAAAUGCUAGCAAUAUUUCCAAAUA